Messenger RNA from Ipomoea triloba (trilobed morning glory), 1289 nucleotides. RefSeq names its product tetraspanin-18-like. Bases 131 to 964 code for a protein of 277 amino acids. NCBI's taxonomy places the organism in Eukaryota, Viridiplantae, Streptophyta, Magnoliopsida, Solanales, Convolvulaceae. The transcript is spliced from 6 exons. The record is from RefSeq and is a predicted model, not a curated record.
UCAUCAUCGUCCACAGGAGCACACAGUAUCUGGCUUUCCCAGAAUCCUUGACCAUAAACGUACAUCGCAUAUUCUCAGAUCAGUCAAUCCCGAGAAGACGAAGAAGAAGAAGAAGAAUUUGUUCAACGCAAUGCGAACGCCAUGUUGCCACUCCUUGCUGGCAUUCGUAUUGAAAUUCCUGAAUUUUCUACAGGCUUUCGUCGGCAUCUCCAUCAUCGUAUAUUCAGGUUACAUGCUCGAGCAAUGGCAGCACCACCUCGCAGCUCCUUCUCCUUCAUUUUCCCCGUCCGCGCAAUUUCCGGAAGCUCAAUUCGCGAAUUUCGAGUCGGUUAGGGUUUCUGAUGGCAUCGAUUCCAUCAAUUCUGCAAUUUCUGGUGUCGGAGAUGCGAUCAACAUCAACUACCAUUCGCUCCCAGCUCCUUGGUUCAUAUAUGCAUUUAUGGGAUUAGGUGCGUUGUUGUGCUGUAUCUCAUUCAUCGGCCAUAUUGGCGCUGAAGCAAUCAAUGGCUGUUGUCUUUGCUGUUAUUCUCUACUUAUGACAGUGUUUGUUCUGUUAGAAGCAAGUUUAGUGGCCUUCAUUGCACUUGAUCACCACUGGGAAGCGGAUCUGCCACCUGAUCCAACUGGAGAACUUGAUAGCUUACGCAACUUCAUUGAAGCGAACAUGGGUGUCUGUAAGUGGAUUGGCAUUGUGGUCAUCAUAAUUCAGGCUUCAACAUUGCUUCUUGCAAUAAUCCUCAGAUCACUGGUCAACCAGCAAGUUGACAAUGAUAUUGAAGGAGAUAAUGGUGCUAGAGAAAGAACCUGGGAGCCAUUGCUUGAUCCUUGUGUAAGCCAAACACCUGGGCUGGCAAAUGGCAAUGACAGUGCAUGGCAUUCUGAAGUAUGGAGUUCACGGAUGAGGGUUAAGUAUGGAUUGAACCGCGAGCAGAGUACAUCCAACCAAUACACAGGAGUUGCCUAGACCACACAGUAAGGAUCAGAGUAGGUGACAAGUGACGGUAUUCUACUGCGUGUAAUUCUUUAUUUAUUCUUUCUGUUGUUGUGUAAGCCAGUAUAUAGACUGUAAAUAUGUCAGCAGAAAGGUUAUUGAUAAUUUCGGGUCCAAGACAGGUAUGAUAAUCGUUAGAAGUAAAGUAAAGCUGAUGUAAGAAGGAAUAGGUGAAUCCUGAAUAGCAAAGGUUUGUGUUCUGUAAGUAGUCGAGUGUGCAUUAUAUUGUUGGUAUUUCAGUGUUUGGCAUUGUGGAAUUGGAGUUUUAAGUAAUAUUGGUAUUUUUGUAGUUCUACCA